Messenger RNA from Monomorium pharaonis (pharaoh ant), 6727 nucleotides. RefSeq lists its product as uncharacterized. Lineage: Eukaryota; Metazoa; Arthropoda; Insecta; Hymenoptera; Formicidae. The record is from RefSeq and is a predicted model, not a curated record. The transcript is spliced from 6 exons. Bases 2136 to 3695 code for a protein of 519 amino acids.
UAUCUCGAUCCCUUCUAUCUUUUUACAAGCGUUGAUCCACAUGUUUUGGGACACCCUGUACAUAUAAUAUAUAUGAGUUGGUAAUGAAUCCUUCCCUCCCAAUCCCUCUUUCGAGGAGAAAGAACUCAGCGCUUCUUGCCGGUGGGAAAGGUGGCGAGAGCGCGAAAAAAAGUUCAUUCAACAGACUAGCGGCAGUCGUCCGUCCGAUUGGCGGUUGAUGUUCGCAAACGCGCGUGACGACAGUGCGAAGCGGAGUGGCGCGGCAGCCACGGUCGAUGGGACGCAUAUCGGAAGGUGGUAAACGAAGGUGUACUGUAGGUUGCGCAUGGUCCGUAGGUAGAUUUUUGCCUGUUUCGGUGGAUCUCAUGCCCGGAGUGGCCUAGCUCGAAUUACGCGACUGUGUACUCCGGACGAAAAUGGCCGCUUGACGACCGGUGUCAAAGACCGAGGAUCAUCGUACGCGCAUCGAUUGCGUGCGAUCGACUUCGGGGGGAAGGGAAAAGGGACAUCGUUCAAGGUGCUACGUAUCUUUGGGGUGAGUGCUCGUUGAAUGUCAAAGUGGACAUUGACACAUGUGUGACGUCAACAUGUUCGGAAACGUGUGCAGGAAUCGGCUUCGUAAAUAUUCUACUUUUGUGAAUUCGUAUUCGUGCUGACAGCUCUCUAAACGUCAUGCUUGAGAAACAUGAUGCACUUUGAUGUUCCUUGUUUAUGUAGUGUAAAUUACUACAAAAAUCUUCGAGGAACUGAGGAAAAUGGCCUAACUUGAGAUGUUUUCCUUUUAUUGAAUAAACCUGUGCUCUACAUAGGAAUUCGAGGAAGUAACAAUAAAAAGUAGUGGGUUAAUAUCCAUAUUUCAGUAAAAAUUAAAAUACUACAAAAACCUUCGAAAAACUAAGGAAGAUUUAAGAAGACUUGUGCUCUACAUAUAGAAAUUAAAAAAAUUGGUAACAAGAAUUUUGGAGAUAAUGUAUUGAAAUAAAAACAUUUGCUUAAUCUUGUGUCGUUCUAUAAUACGUACGUAUCGUCCUCAAAGAAUAUCAAUUUGCUCAGAAAUUUUUCACUCAACAGCAAUUAAUAAUCAUACAUUACAGCGUCCUUGUUCCUGCAUUAUCUCAAACUACAGAAUUGGAAUUUGUGUUCAAGGAUUUGAAAAAAAUUUAUAAAGCUUUGGUUUGGAAUUCCUGUUUAUUUUUUUCUAUCGAGGACCAGUCUUACAUUCAUCGGGCCGGUAUAUAAAGUCUAUUCGUUUUAGAAAGAGAAUGUUUUAACGCGCCGACGAACGUAACGGAGAAUCCUGGUCUCAAAGAUCCGUUACCUCCGUGAAGGAGGUAAUGAGCGAGGCGCGUGUAGAAAAAGUGCCGCGAGAUCCUGUUGAUUUUCAUGAUUUUAUUUGGUGCAAUUACGAAGGGGCGCAGUCAGUUACGCAAAUAAAGAGGCGAACUAUUAUGAAACUCAUUAUUGUUCGUUGAAUUAUUUUAAACUGCUAACAUAAAUGUUUGUGAUUGUAUCAAAUUAAUGCAAAGCGAAGGAGUUCAGUUUCACAUGAGAAAAUCUGUGUGUAAGGAUUUGCAAUUGUGAAUAUAUUUUUUUUCCAAGAUGUAUAUCUUUAAAGCAUUUUCUCCAAAGUAAAAUUCCUUAAAAUUAACUCGGUGUGAAAUGAGGAAGUGCUUACAUAGAGAAAAUUCCAUAUGUGCAAAAGAAGGGAUAGAAAAGGAAGAUAUCCUUUAACGAAUUGAAGAAAAGUCAUAUGAAAAAUUUCAGUAACAUUAAUUGAAGUUUUAUAUAUCUUUGUACGAAUAACAGUAAUUUCUUUGAUACCGCACAAAGUUGUUCAAUAAAGAAAAUAUCAAAGACUUGAGAAUUGAAUACAGAAAUGAGAAUAAAUUCAAAGUGUUUUAAUUCUUUAAAUGGAAAAAUAAUCAAUAACAUCAACGAGUAUAUAAUUUAAUGAAUUACAAGUGUGCAUUUCAAUGUUUUUACGUAAUCACAAAUUAGCUGACAGUGAUUGGAAGCGGGGCCUCUAGUGCCAAUCGAAGUGAAUCAGCACAUGGUAGAAUCAUCAAGUGGGAGCAUAUUAUCACCGAGAGCAUAGCAUUUCCUUGAGACCGCACCUUUCGCCUAGAAGACUAUAGAUGGAACGCAGAACCGAUAGAUAUGGCGUCAGAGAGAUGCGCCAUUCGCGAAGCGAGGAUCUAUUGGGCGCGAUUUCCAGAUCUCCCAGUCCGCGUGUCGAUUUGCCAAUCACGGCGUCCGAGGACGAUCUAAUCGCGGCCAGUGCCCUUCACGAUUCAGGUAUCUACGACGAGGUUAUUGGAAGCGCUGGUAUCGCAGGGCCGUCGCGACGCAUUCUCUCGUCGUCGUCCAGAACGGUGGGAGUUCCCGUUGAUCCGGAGGACUCUAUCCGUGACAUCGUCACUGAGAAUGAUUUAUAUAGGUAUGUCUUGUUCAAGCGGCACUAUGAUAAAUACGUGGAUCUCGCGGAAAAAUACAAGGAAGCUAAAAGUGUUGCUUAUUACUUGGAGGAGCGUUAUCAUGAGAUCAAGGCCGAGCGAGAUAGAUUAGAGGAAGCUCGAAGGCAUCUGGAAAGACGACUGGAAGGUUGCGAAACCGAGCUUCGUGGUAAGGAGGAUGAGCUCUUCCUGCAGCUGGAAAGGAGUUUGCGGCUGGAAGAAGAAAUUGAACGGGCUAAAGCCGAGAGAGAUAGCUAUAUGGAGGCGCAAAAUCGAUUAGAACAACAACGGGAAUCGGCAUUUCGUCGUUUGCGGAUGCAGCUUGAACAGAACGAAGUUACAAGGCGGGAUCUCGAGAGAGCGCGUCAAGAUGUUAUUCGACAAGCCACUAUUAUCCGUAUUGAAAGAGAUACUCUGGAAAGAGAAAAUGAGAUGCUGCGACAGAGAUUGAGGGUGGAACAGGACGAAUUGGGAGCGGAGCGACGUCGUCGGGAGGAAGGCGUCGCGGCAUUAACAAGAGAGACCAUCGCGUUGAAACACGCGACGCGUCAUUUGAGCGCUGCGACGUUUCAUGCAACGUCCUGCCGAAAUCGUCGUCGAUGCUCCAUCUGCAUAUACGCUAGACGAACCUUUGCCAACAUCGACAAUUAUCGUGACAAUGGAAAUCUCCUGCAGUGCCUUCAAACGCCCUUACAAGAUCUUCGCAACUGGUUACGACCUAGCAUUUCGUCGGCCUGCUCGUCUCGAAUCCCGCGGCUCGAGUCAUCUGUUGCCGAUCGGGAAAUUUCUUAUAUCGAUGACUCUAGUGCUGACAGUAGCAGCAACGGCAGUACUAAUAGCCGGAGCUGCAGCAGCAGUACCAGCAGCAGUAACAGCGCUUACGAUGACGACGUGUAUCCGAGUACUCCGAUAGCAGAACCUUCGCUUUCUUCGGGCACUUCCAGCGUUCCGCAUGCAGCUAGAGCCUUUUCUUCGGAUUCAGGGUUUUCUUCCGAGAUGGGAGAUCGUAGAUCACGAUGUUUCGACAACGUUGGCAGCAGUACUAGUAGCAGCAGUAGCAAGAGUAGAAAUAUUAGUGAGUCGUUAGACAGCAGCGAAAUUGACGGUAAAGGUGCGAGUGGAAGAGAAAACGGAUUUAACCGUUCGAGAUGGACCUCCUCCUUCCGUAGACUACUUGGACGAAAGUCGAAGAGCAAACUCGAUCAUUCCUCAGGAACAAGCAAGACUGACGAACAACAAUGAAUUUGUAUCGACACAAGACUCGACGUUAUACAUAUAAUACGUUAUCCCGUCCUUCUUCCAAACUCUUGCGAUCUCUGCGAAAAAAUUAUGUUCUUAGUUGAGAUGAAGCGCGAUCUUUGUGAAAUGCUUAAAUUCUUUUUGUUGAAAAAUCUAAAAACUGCCGAAAACUGCACAUUAACUUCAAAAAUAGAUGCAAAUAUAUAUAUAUGUGUGUGUGUGUGUGUGUGUGUGUGUGUGUGUGUGUGUGUGUGUGUGUGUGUGUGUGUGUGUGUGUGUGUGUGUGUGUGUGUGUGUGUGUGUGUGUGUGUGUGUGUGUGUGUGUGUGUGUGUGUGUGUGUACAUAUAUAUGUAUGUAUACAUAUGGAUUUAAGAAUUUUGAAAUUUUUAGAGAUUAAAUUGUAAAUAAUACAUGUUUUCUGGAAUCACUUUUCGUUUUCAGAAAUAAUCAUGAAGAAAUAGUGAUUUAUUUUUCAAGAUUACACGAAUAUAUCAUACUGAGAAUAAUUCAAAAAACAAUGCAAAUAUUUUGUAGAAUAUUAGAAAUAAUAUAUAAUUUCUAGUUUUCUAUUUUCUUUUCUUCGUCUCGUAAUAUACGUUAUGAAUCUUUUAAUAAAAAUUAUAUCGUACUCCGAAAUCUAAAUGUUCUAAGUGUAGAUUUUGACAUCUUAUCUGACGAGGAAUUGAAUAUUGAAUAAGAGUGUUAAAAAAGAGAGAUUUAUAUAUAUAUAUGAGAAAAAAUAUAUAUAUACACUUGUCAACAAAGUUAUCACAUAUGUAAAUUUAUAUUAAAUUUCGCAUAACUUUAAAUAAAUAUACUCCACGGAAAAUCAUUGUAUCUGAAAGUUUUUUGCAUAAGUCUGUAUUUUAAGGAACAUAUAUUAUAAUUUAAAUUUUUUAUCUUGCCCUUUUUCUACUUUUUUUCAAAAGCAAGGAUGUGUUAUAUCUCCUAAAAGAUUGCAUAAUUGAACAAAAACAUAAGUAAUUUUGACACGCUUUAAUUCCGCCAAAAAAAUCGUAAAAACCUUUCUUUUUUAAUUUAUGGGGAAACGUACAAGUUUUACGAUGUUCACGAUAUUACAUUUGCUGAAAAAGAUUAUUCCCAUAGUGUGUCAAGUUAUGCAAUUUUUAGAAGAUGUAACACAUUCUUACUUCUGGAAAAGCAUAGAAAAGAAUAAAUAAAUUCUAAUUAUAAUAUAACGAUGCUCCUUAAGGAAGUUCCGCUGCUAAAUCAAAAUGAACAGAUUUUCAUGAAACUUUGUAAAGAAGUUCCAAUUAGUGGUAUAAAUUGGACUGUCAAAAUUUCAGAAAGCUGAACUAGUUAGUUAUUUAGAUAUUAAAUAUUUUAUUUACAUAGGCUCUUAAUCGAUGAAUUUUCAUGACUUUUCCAUUUUAUAUUAAACGUAGAAUGAUGUUAGUAAAAUUUUACAACGAUACAUCUUAGCUAUCCAAAAAAUACUGUUCAAUUUUUGAAACGAUGCACUUGCUCGUUUGAGUAAAAUAAUUGAUGGGAUAAAAAAAGUUUACAAUAAUUGAAGCAGCACAUAAGUGUGGUAAAUGUGUGCUAGUGAUAUAACAUAAACUUCAAAUUGUUGUAUUUAGUUAUCUAAGGGUUAUAAUAGUGAAGAAUGUGGUAUAAUAGUAAAGAAUGUUUAGUCUCAAUUAAAAAAAAAGAAAUUAUUUUAGUAACGAAAGUAGCACUUUAUAGCCAAAUUUUUUCUCAUAUUUAUUAUUAUUAACUUUAGAUCAUAUACAGUAAAAAGUUAUUUGAGACAAAAAAGACAAUAGUUAUUUGAAUAUUUUUUUUAUUUGAGCCCUUGUGCCACUUUUUGUGCGGGUCUGAGAAGAGGAACUCACUUAAGUUUAUUUUUGUAAAUGUAAAACAAAUUUUCAAAUACGACAAUUUUUGACAAAGUUAUGCUUAUUUGAAGUUACUCAAAUUUGAUAUAAAUUUACUUAUGCAAUAAUUUUGUUGACAGUGUGUAUAUAAAAAAAAUUAAAUUAGUGAAAGCUAUCGCAAUACAAGUUUGUAUUUAUUAAAAAAAAAUAUAUAGAGAUAAGAUUAAAGACUUCGAAUUUUAAAGUGUAAGGCUUUCGUGCUUAUAAAACAAAAAAUUCAGUUCGAAUCGAACUAUAAUAAUAGGUAAAACGUUAUUGUUUGCGUUCUGAAAAAGUUUCUUGCUUUGUUAAGUUUUGUUGUUAUUUCGGUAAUUGUUGUUGUAUUUGCCAAAGAGUACAGUGACUUAAGCUUAAAACCUUCAUUGAUUAAUUAUCAUUUAAUUACAGAUUUUAAAUUCAUAACAAUUCUAAUAUAUCAUGUAUAUUUCCAGUGAGAAAUAGUACAUCAAAUCGACAUCGAUUCAACAUCGAAAUCAUCAUUUCAAUGUCGAUUCGACAUCGAAUUGAUGUCGAAUUCAUUAUCGUUUCUCGCUGAGUUGUUUGCGUCAAAAGAGCCAGUUUAAACCUCGUUGAAAAGAUGAGAUGGAAAUCCAGAUGGAUAUCCACAUGUAUGUGGAUUCUCAUGGAUUUUAGAUGAUUUUGUAUGGAUUCCAUAUGGUUAUCCAUACAAUUUUUGGCAAAGUUAUGCUUAUUUGAAGUUAUUCAAAUUUUGAUAUAAAUUUACUUAUGCAAUAAUUUUGUUGACAAGUGUAUAUAAAAAAAAAAUUAGUAAAUUAGUAAAAGCUAUUGCAAUCCAAGUUUGUAUUUUUUAAAAAUAUAGAGAAAUAAGAUUAAAGACUUCGAAUUUUUAAGUGUAAGGCUUUCGUGCUUUCUCAUGAAUUUUAGAUGGUUUUGUAUGGAUUCCAUAUGGUUAUCCAUAUGGAAUCUAUACAAAAUCAUCUGAAAUCUAUAGGAAUCCACAUACAUGUGGAUAAUCAUUUGGAUUUCCAUCUCAUCUUUUCAACGAGGAAUGCAUGUAUAGUGAAAAUUGUUGGACCAAAUUACUGACAUGUCACAGUCUUGUUAUAAGAAUGUUGUGAAAUAUACAAGGUUCAAAUAUAAAUAUUAUGCAAAUAAAAAUAUGUAUACGAUAAAAA